AUGACGUGGAGGAUCCGCCUGAUGCUACUCCAGCUCAGUAUCGUGCUGCAAUUGAUACUGGGGAUUCUGCAGCCGAUGCUUUGGGUAUUGUGGUUGAUGCUACUAGAAAGAAGAGAAGAGAGCCGGCGUGGGGGCAGGCACGUAGAAAUAAUUGUUGCACAGGUGGCGCAACUGUUGAAUAGGGAGGACCAAGUUGUAACCGACAAACUAGUUGGAUUUGAUCUUCAUGUUCAAGAUAUGAUGAGAAAGCUUGGUGUAGCCUAUAGCGAGGGACAAGCGGUCAAAGUACGAGGAGAAGAGGUACGCGUUGUCGGAAUAUGGGGUGCGCCAGGUACCGGAAAGACAACACUUGCACGGAUUGUCUUCUACAAGAUACAUAAGUUGUUUGAUGCAUGUAGCUUCAUUGAUAUUGGGUGGGAAGCAGUCCAGUUUUCAAGAGAGACUUUGAUUGCUAACCUUCAAACACAAAUAUCUGCACCACUCGGAUCUCCCAGUGGAAAGAUUGAAGAAAUAGCAAGUCUUCGUAAUGUGAAGGUUCUCAUUGUGCUUAACAAUGUGGAUAUGCAUGAACAAAUUAAAACAUUAGUUGGGAAGCUUACUUGGUUUGGUCCCGAAAGUAGAAUCAUUGUGACGACAAACAAUAGAGAGGUUUUAAAGGCUAUCGAAGUUGGAGCAGAUGAUUGUGGGACAGUUGAAGAGUAUGAGGUUAAAUCAAUGGAUCGUGGUGCUCCGUGUCCUGCCGGUGAUGCUCUGGCUCCCACUGGAAAGAAGGGAAGAAAUGCGGUAUCAUCUUCAACCCCAUCAUCAUUAUCGGGAGUCAAAUAUGAAGUAUUCUUGAAUUUUAGAGGCACAGAUACUCGCACAACAAUCACGGAUCGCCUUUUCAGAUCAUUGGUAGAUGUGGGGAUCUCGGUCUUCAAUGAAGACAAAGAACUCCAUGUCGAAAAAGAGAUGGGGCCAGGGUUAAAAGAGGCAAUCAAGCAGUCGAGAAUCUCAAUAGCCCUCUUCUCCAAAGAUUAUGCAUCCAGUGAAUGGUGCCUCAUGGAGCUGUCCCUCCGAUGUAAGACACCAGGCUGGGUGUUUUGGAGAGGCCUUCAGUCUACACGAGAAAAGAGUCGACUCAGAAACCAUCAAAAAUGGAGGGAGGUUCUUGGAGACAUCGCGGAAUUACCCGGAUAUAGUGGGAAACUAUAUGAGGGGUACGAGGACCAGCUCGCCGAAGAAGUUGUUUUGCGUGUUGCACGGAUUUUGAGGGAUGAUGGCCUAGCUGUAACUGGCAAACUGGUUGGAAUUGAUCUUCAUGUUCAAGAGAUGAUGAGAAAGCUUGGUGUUGCACACAGCGAGGGUCGAGAAACUGAAGUACAUGGAGAAGACGUGCACGUCAUUGGAAUAUGUGGUAUGUCGGGUGUCGGAAAGACUACACUUGCGAAGGUUAUCUAUAAUGAGGUGCAUACAUUGUUUGAAGCAUAUAGCUUCCUUGAAGGUAUUAGUGCGAAAGGAGUCCGGGUUUCACAACAAUUGUUGAUUGCUGACCUUCUAAACCUAGAACCUGUGCCACUUCAAUCUGUCGACGAAGGGAUUAAAAAAAUAGAACGUCUAUUUAGAAAUAAAAAGGUUCUCAUUGUACUUGACGAUGUGGAUGAGGAUGAACAAAUUAAAGCGUUAGCUGGGAAGCCUACAUGGUUUGGUUCUGGAAGUAGAAUCAUUGUGACAAUGAACAAUAAAAAAGUUUUAAGUGCUUUCGACGUUGGAGCAGAUGGUCGUGGGACAGUUGAAGAACACAAGAUUGAACCAAUGAGUGAUUACCAUGCACUACAACUCUUUCUUUAUCACGCUUUUCAAGGAAAUGCUCCCGAAGAAGUAUCUGAGAAUGACUCCUUGUCCAACGAUAUUGUCAAAGCUAUUGGAGGGGUUCCUAAGGAUAUUGUGCAUCAUGCUUCAAAUUUAGGCCGCAAUAUGGGUAUAGAUAGCUGGAGAAGUACUCUGGAACUAUUGCAAGAACGUGGGAGGACGGGCGGGCUGCCCAAGUUGGUUAUGCAGGAGGAUCGGAGCUUGGAAAUUCCUUUGAAGACAAGCAAACGGAUUAUAACUGGAGAUAUGGAUUAGAUUUCAGCCCAUUGAAGGAGCAUCGUGAUCCAACGGAUCCAAUGAGGAGGAAGAGGCCCAGCACUUUUGGAGGUGUGAAUUUUAAGUUUUUGUGUGUUUUGAAUUUCCUACGUCUUUAAUGCGUCUAGUUUCCAUUUGUUUUAAAUUUCCUGUAACUUUAAUAUUUCCUAGUUACCCCUAUAUAUGUGUGGCACAUUCUCCGGUGUAAAAAUUCAGACUUGAGUUUGAUAAUAUACUAUUUUUUUUUCA
This is a messenger RNA of Eucalyptus grandis, 2355 nucleotides long. Its product is annotated as disease resistance protein RUN1-like. The transcript is spliced from 5 exons. Gene Ontology annotation, biological process: defense response; signal transduction. The coding region runs from base 1 to 2106 and encodes 701 amino acids. The record is from RefSeq and is a predicted model, not a curated record. Lineage: Eukaryota; Viridiplantae; Streptophyta; Magnoliopsida; Myrtales; Myrtaceae. Gene Ontology annotation, molecular function: ATP hydrolysis activity; ADP binding.